This is a messenger RNA of Rhodofomes roseus, 1074 nucleotides long. RefSeq lists its product as uncharacterized. Gene Ontology annotation, cellular component: U5 snRNP; U2-type prespliceosome; U2 snRNP. Lineage: Eukaryota; Fungi; Basidiomycota; Agaricomycetes; Polyporales; Fomitopsidaceae. Gene Ontology annotation, molecular function: RNA binding. Bases 354 to 899 code for a protein of 181 amino acids. Gene Ontology annotation, biological process: mRNA splicing, via spliceosome. The record is from RefSeq and is a predicted model, not a curated record. The transcript is spliced from 6 exons.
GUUUGGAGAGUCAAGUCCACGUCGAUGAAUAAGUCACGCUGAAGUGAGCGAGAUCGGCAUAGAUUGCAGGGCCUUCGCAGGUUGACCGUUCGUUCGGUCAUUGUAGCUCGAGCAUAAAGCAAGUUCGGCUUCGGGUGCAAAUAUCACUGAGUGCCAUGUCCCACCAACAGGUACUAAGAUGGAUGAACAUGGUGCCGGGCGUUGAGUAGAGGCUGGAGGUGAUCAAAGAUCGCUCAGACGCCGAUCCCGCCACUGCGGCUGUUUGUCCCUGUUUGCCUCGCGCUCAAACUCGCUCGAUCCUCGUUGUCGACAUCGACGACCGCCAGAGACCAUCCAAAAGUACAUCGCCCACCAUGCCUCCACCAAAAUCCAAGGGUGGCAAGAUGCUCAGCCUGAUCAACUGGCGGCUGAAAGUCACGAUCAACGACGGUCGCGCGUUCGUCGGGCAGAUGCUCGCGUUCGAUCGACACAUGAACCUCGUCCUCGCGGAGUGCGAGGAGUUCCGCCGCAUCCGUCCGAAGAAGAAGCCCGGCGAGACGGAGGCGGGCCCUGUCCAGGAGAUGAAGCGCACCCUGGGUCUGGUCAUUUUGCGCGGCGAGACGGUGGUCAGUUUGUCGGUGGAAGGGCCGCCGCCUGUCGUGGACGAUGACAAGAAGAACAUGCUUCCGUUCGGUCCAGGAAGAGGUGCACCUGCGGGUCGUGGGAUGGGUAUGAUGCCACCAAUGGGUGCUCCCGCACUACAACGUCCUCCGAUGCCCUUCGGUGGGCCCGGUGCACCAGGUAUGCCUCCGGCAGGCUUCAGGCCCCCUGGCUUCCCCGGUGGCCCGCCAGGCAUGCCGCCCUUCGCCCCCCCUCCCGGCUUCUCCGGGCCUCCUCCAGGCUUCCAGCCUCCGCAGUAAAAACUCUCAGCGCAAAGCCGUGUAUUGUAUUUGUUCUUUUGCUCUCGCAUCACUGACACCAAGGAAGAGUGUACUUGCCGUCCCGAGGAAGGCCUGUCUAGAGCUUGAGCGGACGCUUUGGCUACUUACAUGGUGAGACUGGCGAAAAGGUUUGUAUGGCACCAUGUAUGUAUGU